Messenger RNA from Lactuca virosa, 1199 nucleotides. NCBI's taxonomy places the organism in Eukaryota, Viridiplantae, Streptophyta, Magnoliopsida, Asterales, Asteraceae. The record is from the annotation of a GenBank genome assembly.
ACCGCAAUAUAACAACAAUAUGAGAAACUUAUUGGUGUCAGUCGCCGACUCCGACGGUGGAAAGCAAUCGGGUAGCCGGAAAAUACCAUUUUCCGACGUAGUGAUCACAGGCACCAGAAACAACUUUUGGGGUCGAAAGUGGCGGACGAUUGACAUCCAGGUGGCGUUAUGGGUUACUUUUGUUCAUGUUCUUGCACUCUUUGCACCAUUUACGUUCACCUGGGAUGCGUUUUCCGUCGCAUUCUUUGGUUACUUGUUAACCGGACUUGUGGGCAUAACUCUCUCUUAUCACCGGCUUCUAGCCCACCAUAGUCUCAGACUUCCAAAAUGGCUCGAGUACACAUGUGUUUAUUUCGGGGUCCUAGCCGCUCAGAGAGAUCCGAUAUUUUGGGUGAGCAUGCAUAGAUAUCAUCACCAGUUUGUCGACUCGAAUAAAGAUACACAUUCACCGAUUAAUGGGUUCUGGUUUAGUCAUAUGGGCUGGCUUUUUGACAGCGGAUACAUUCUUGAAAAGUAUAAGGAACGGAAAAAUGUGGAAGAUUUAAAAAAACAGCCGUUCUAUAUGUUUAUACGAAAGACGUACAUGUGGCAUAUAAUAGGAUGCGGGGCUGUGUUGUAUGCUUGGGGUGGCUUUCCGUACUUCGUUUGGGGCUUGGGUGUUAGAACCAUAUGGGUUUAUCAUCUCACAUUUCUGGUGAAUUCUGCUUGUCACAUUUGGGGAAACCAAGUUUGGAACACUGGUGAUCUCUCCAGAAACAACUGGUGGGUGGCAGUGCUUACUUUUGGAGAAGGAUGGCAUAACAAUCAUCAUGCAUUUGAGAAUUCAGCUCGACAUGGAUUAGAGUGGUGGCAACUAGAUGUUUCUUGGUAUAUCAUACGAUUUCUUGAAAUCAUAGGAUUGGCAACCAAUGUCAAAGUGCCGAAUGAAGCCCAAAAGCUCAAAAAAUCGAUUUUCACUUCUGAUAAUACAUUCAAAUGAUUAAUCAUGUUGCUCGCCACACGAAUUAUACCGUAAACAACAUAAACAUUAGGAUAUGAUCAGAUUAUACGUAUUAAUACAUGUAUAAUAUGUUUUUUUGUUUGAUCGCGGCGGCGUAUUUCGUUGACACGAAAGGCCUUAGUUUAUGUUUUGCUAAUAUUUGUUUCAAAUAAAUAUGUAAUUUGUAAUUUCGAGAUAUCUUGUAUGUUAUAUGUCAGAC